UCUGUGCAUGUGUGUGUCUGUUUACAGAGGGGUUGUGGAGGUUCAGGCGGAGUUCAGGUUAUUCACAUCUCAGGAUGUAGAGUUUCAGUAAAUGGUGCAGCGUGUGUGCAACAGUGGCGCGGCUUUGUGUCACAGCGGCAGAAUCUAAACACACACCACCACGAGGACGACAGAGCUGGGGAGAAUUAGAGGCACGGAGAUGAGUAAAUAUGGAGAAGCAAUGGAGACAAUGAUGAGAAUGGAGACGGCACUGCAAGGAAAAUGCAGAGCGAAAAUACAAGCCCAGCAACAAAAGACUGGAUGUUUUGGAUGCAGUAUUGUUUCAUAGAUGGGUGUCCUUGCUGGAUUCCGGGAAAGGAACAAAACUUCCUCUGCUGCAGUCGCAGUCUCAGUGAAAGCAGACAGGCUCUCGGCGUGAGUGCAUCAUGGAGAGACCUGUUGCCGUGUCGGUGCGCAGGAGUCCCUCACUACCAGAUUACAACACCUCGACCUCCACCUUGGCCUUUGACCAGCAUUUCACUACAACUCUCAAAGGAAUUCUCCUCCAGGCUGAGAUAAUAUGUGGCAUGUUAGUGUGGAUUCUGGUUGGGGGUACAGACUAUUUUCAUCUGCCUGCUCUCUGCUGGGUGAUGUUUCUUUCCAUCUUGUUCUGGAUUCUAACAGUUAGCCUGUUUAUAAUUUACCUCACUGGAGUCCAAAACAGGAUACCACAGGUCCCCUGGACCACACUGUCACUGUGCAUUAAUUGCAUUGCUACUGCACUAUAUCUUGUGACAGCAGUAGUAGAUGCUCUCUCCGUCAACCAGGACGUCAGGGGGCGACACAACUAUAACUGCUGGGCAGCAUCAGCGUUCUUUGCAUUUCUGACCACACUUUGUUAUGCAGGAAGCAGUUAUCUGAGCUACCGUACAUGGAAAACCACAGAAGAAGAGCAGUAGCGUCAUUGCCUCUCAUCUUAUUGCAACAUCCUUCUUUUUCUCUGUCAACACAAACGUUUGUGACUUCUGUGACCAAAUUCUAACGAAGUAAAGUUCAGUAGAAAAAUGAAAAGCCUGCUGUGACGGAGCAGCCACUUGUUUUCAGCAUGUUUAACCUUGUUUGUGUGAUGCAGCCAUGCAACCAGUGGUCUACAUACAAGCAGUUUGAGAAGAUAAAGCAGUGAAGGACGUAACAUAAAAACCAUGUGUACACAUGUGUACAACGUGCGUUUGUUCUAAUAUCCAAAAUGCUUUUUAUUUUGUGUAUUGAUUUUUCUCUUGAUUGCCACCAAUUUCCAAAAAGAUCAAGUCAAAAACGUGCUGCUCACAAAACACUGAACAUUAUACAACUUUAUCCUUCAACCAUAAAGCAUAAAUAAAAAUAGUAAAAAUCA
Molecule: messenger RNA, 1372 nt
Organism: Pundamilia nyererei
Lineage: Eukaryota; Metazoa; Chordata; Actinopteri; Cichliformes; Cichlidae
Gene: cmtm8b
Product: CKLF-like MARVEL transmembrane domain containing 8b
Exons: 7
Coding region: 426-938 (170 amino acids)
Biological process (GO): myelination
Cellular component (GO): membrane
Molecular function (GO): structural constituent of myelin sheath
Source: RefSeq, a predicted model, not a curated record